AUGUCAUUUAGUCCGGUUCAAACAAUAUCAGAUGAGGGUUUUAGCCACCUGGUACGUCUAACAAAACUUGACAUGAGAAAUAAUCCUCUGAAGAUAUUUCCUCGAGAAGUUUUAAAGACUGCAAGAUAUCUCCACACGGUCUAUUCUGAAAAUUAUAAGCUUUGCUGUCAACAGAACCUUCCAGAUCACUUUGAUGCUGGUUCCUGUUUCGCUCCUGUGGAUGAAAUUUCGUCGUGUGAUGAUCUGUUGAGAUCUGACGUGUACCGCGUGUUCCUGUGGCUCUUCUGUGUUUUGUCCAUUACCGGGAAUGCUGGGAGCUUUUUGUUUAGACAGUUUCUUCAAAAGAACUCUUCUGCUUUAGGUUUCAGUGUUUUUGUUACUAACUUGAAUGUAUCUGAUUUUGUCAUGGGCGUGUAUCUGGCCAUAUUAGGUGUAGCAGACGAGACCUACCGGUCAGUCUAUUUAUGGCACGACCUCCAAUGGAGAGACAGCACGACCUGCAAAGUGGCCGGCUUCCUGUCCUUCAUGUCCAGCGAGGUGUCGACUUUGAUCAUCUGUCUCAUCACCAUCGACCGUUUCAUCGUUCUGCGCUUUCCCCUCGUGGCGUGUGGACUGGCCUGGGCUGUGGGCUUUACACUGGCUGCUGUUCCUCUGUUGCCGUCUCUCUCUGACUGGGAGUUUUAUGGACAAAAUGCUAUCUGUAUCCCGCUCCCCAUAACAAGGAAACUGUUUAGAGGUCGUAGCUACUCUAUAGACAUUAUGAUCAUCUUAAACAUGGUGUUGUUUUUUAUUAUAGCGUUUGGCCAAAUCUGCGUUUACUGGUCAAUCCGAGUGAAUUCCAUGAAGGGAAACAUGGCUAGGAAAUCGAAUGAUGUUAUCAUAGCUCGCCGCCUUGCAACUGUCGUAGUGUCUGACUUCUUGUGCUGGUUUCCAGUCGGAAUGGCCAGUAUUUUGGCUGAUUUGGGAUUCCCCGUUCCUAGUGAAGCGAGUGUGGCUAUUGCCAUCUUUGUGUUGCCACUAAACUCAGCUAUAAAUCCUUUUUUGUACACCUUUACUUUGUUGCUCGAGAAGUUAAAUCGUGUUGAAGAGCAAAGGAUUUUAAGCCAAUUACAGCUAAGCCUCUCUUUUGAAAAAUAA
Pomacea canaliculata is the source of this 1137-nucleotide messenger RNA. Its product is annotated as G-protein coupled receptor GRL101-like. Gene Ontology annotation, molecular function: protein-hormone receptor activity; G protein-coupled receptor activity. The transcript is spliced from 2 exons. Bases 1 to 1137 code for a protein of 378 amino acids. Gene Ontology annotation, cellular component: membrane. Gene Ontology annotation, biological process: G protein-coupled receptor signaling pathway. Lineage: Eukaryota; Metazoa; Mollusca; Gastropoda; Architaenioglossa; Ampullariidae. The record is from RefSeq and is a predicted model, not a curated record.